Messenger RNA from Polypterus senegalus (gray bichir), 1040 nucleotides. RefSeq lists its product as uncharacterized. Gene Ontology annotation, biological process: establishment of localization in cell; mitotic cell cycle checkpoint signaling; mitotic sister chromatid segregation. The record is from RefSeq and is a predicted model, not a curated record. NCBI's taxonomy places the organism in Eukaryota, Metazoa, Chordata, Cladistia, Polypteriformes, Polypteridae. Bases 77 to 895 code for a protein of 272 amino acids. Gene Ontology annotation, cellular component: nuclear body; dendrite; kinetochore. The transcript has 7 exons.
AAACGUCAUCGUUGGGCGGUAAAUUUGGUUUAGUUUUUUUUUUCUCUUCUCAGUUACGAGUUUUGUCUUCUUAAGGAUGGAAGACCCUGUCAGGCUACUGGAGAGCUGUGAAGAUGCAUUAUCUGAUGUCCAGUUAGAGGGUGAGAGCCAUGAGCUCAUUGAGGGAGAGCUGCCAGCGAGGUUCUCAUUGCCUCACUUGCAGGAGACUCGCCGAAAACAAAAACUUCUUUUCACUCAGCUUCAUGUGAAGAAAUCGGUUUUAAGUGCUCUGCAGGUUAGAGAUCCUGAAGCUUUCCUUGAUGGCUUGUGUUUGAAGGAGAUGAAUUUAAAGGCCGGAGCAACACAGAAGAAUGUGAGAAAUAUGAAGUCCCAAUAUCAGGAAAAGCUGAGUAAUAUGGAGUCAUUGAUCACCGAUUACAUAAAUAAAAUUGAGGCACUCAAGUCAUUGAAAAUUAAGCUGAAUACCUUCUUGGAAGAGCAUGUUGAAUGUGCACAAGAAAAAAAGCAAGAAUAUGAAGAAACCCUAAAUGACUUGGAAGAACAGCUUAAGAGCAGCAACCAGACCCUUGACAACCUAACUAAAGUCAAAACCAGAUAUCUGGACACGCUUCAGCUCCUAGCAGACCUCCAAGGGGUCACCUUUACUUCAGUCAGUGAAGACAGAGUAGAGCUAAGUUUGAAUUUGCAGACGCUUAUUCCAGCUUGUGACUUGGAACUAACACAAAAACUGCUACAGUUGCCAGGAGAUGAAAAUCUCCAAGUUCAGACGAGCAUUGAUGCACUAGGACUAAAAGAAGUACAACACUUGAGGUCUUUGGCUAAUAUAAAUUCUGCCCGACUGGAAAUGAUACACCAAAUGCUUCUGACAGCCAAGCCAGGUUUUUUAAUGAACUGAGGACAGUGCUGAAUUUUCUUGUAAAAAUGGAUUUUCUUUGUUAAAAUUGGUAUUUAAUUUUUUUGUAUGCUACAGAAACUCAAAAGGAUGUUUGCACAUAUGAAUCAAUAAAUUAAUGUUAUUAGUUUUAUGUUCCUGAUCAGAA